Megalopta genalis is the source of this 2578-nucleotide messenger RNA. Its product is annotated as DUF1676 domain-containing protein Osi10b. The record is from RefSeq and is a predicted model, not a curated record. Lineage: Eukaryota; Metazoa; Arthropoda; Insecta; Hymenoptera; Halictidae. Gene Ontology annotation, cellular component: membrane.
UUGUUUCGGUACCCGGCCGCAUUUCUUGCCACCCGCGACGUCUCGCGAUUUUCGCCGUAAAAGUCGGCGGUGCACCGCGGAGAUUUGCUUGACCGGUGUCGUCGAUCUGGAAGAAAAUGUGCCGGCGCGUUAGGCGGGGAUGGAGGGGCGUGACAAAGUGAUUCGGGCCUCGAAAAGCUGGAAUCUGUCAGAAAGUUCUGCGGAUGAAGCGAGUGAUCGAUCUCGUUUCAUUUUUUCAGUUCUCGAUUUCAAUUCUUUGAUUCUCGAGUGUUCCGCGGAACACUUUUAUUUUGGGGGUAAAAAUAAAGCGAUUCGCUUGAUCCAGUGUUCAUAUUUUUGAGCGGAGCGAUCGGCUUAAUUACGCAUUCUCCUUUCAACGCACGGGACUUUCAUCUCAUUUACACGAAACCUUAUCGACUUUCUCCACGGUCCUCCUCUCGGGCCCGGCCCGAUGUUCGCCAUGAAACGCGAAUUGCGUAGCUUCUGUCUGUUGAUCUUCGUUUCCACGGGGAUCACUGUCCUCAUGGAGCCGAAAGAGGAGCCUAUACUGAACGCGGAGGAUCCCGCGAGUUUUACAGAAGCUUUCGGUACCUGUUUGGCCAGGAAAGAGUACGGUACCAUCGAAUGCGUGAACAGAGGGGCCCUAAGCGCUCUGCAGGGCUUGAAUCAGAACGAUAAUUUGGAGUUCGGGGAUGCUCGUUUGGAGAGGGCCGAUGGGUUCGGCAGGGAUCUUCUGGAUUGGGAUUACGAUCCGAAGGACUUCGGUAGCAUCGUGAAAGCCGCGACCAGGUUAAUGGAGCGCAGGAGUCUCAAGUGGAAUUUGGAUAAUUUGUAUCCCGGGCUGCAGCUUCGAGCUGGUCCGAUGCUGAAUGGAAAUGGAAUGUUGGAGUUCGUGCUGAAUGAUAGACAGGCUGUCUUCGCUGAUAGGCAGUUUGGGCCAGGAAGACAGAUGGUCAGACAUCUGCUAGUGCCCUUCCUCUUGGGGUUCAAAUUCAACCUAGUCUCCCUGGUGCCUCUACUCUUCGGGUUCCUGCUGCUGGUAACGAAAAAAGCACUGAUCCUGACCAAGCUGGCCCUCUUCGUCAGCGGUCUGCUAGGCUGGAACUCUUUAUUCUCGACAGCCUCGGCGUCCUAUCCUGCAGGAGGAUUCAAUGGUUUCCAUACGCACGUUCAAGAGACCCCGAUCGCAGGGUAUCCCUAUUACGAUCAUCACAAUUUCCAAUAUCGACCUUACAGAGGACACCAAGCCGGCGAUUUAGGAGUCUACAAUCAGCACGUGAUCAGAGAGGUCGUCGACGUCUACGAUAACACCGACGGGACGAAGAACAAGAGAAGUGGAAAGAACUUUGUGUGGGCGAAUGAGAACGGGAAAUACCCUUAUAAAAGAGUCGCGACAGGACAAUACGAAUUAGUCGGCGGAAUUUUUCCGAGCGGUCAGCUUGCGGCCGGUCUCCCAGCCAUCUUCGUUCAAAGGGAAACAGAUCAGCGGCUCGUUCGGGACACGAUGAGCAGGACCAGGUUCUUGGAAUUCGUCCUCGUCCUCUGUCUGUCAGCGCCGAUCGGCCUGGCCGAGAGCAAGAGCGAGUACACGAAGCUGUUCGACCGAUGCGCCAGCGAGAAGAACGCCUUCAAUUGCCUGAAACAGAGGGCUCUGGAGAUCCUCGACUCCGCGAUCUACGAUGACCAGGUGUACGUGCUGAACGAUUACGUAUCGAUCGCCAAGGAUCCUGCUGUCUCUGCCAGGAGCGACGAUCGAGGGCACAAGGAAGAGAACGCGACGGAUUUGAGCCUGGAUCAGAAGUUGGAUCAGAAGUUCCAUCAGUAUCUAUCGUCUAGGAGCGUCAAGCUUACUAUUCCCGGCGAUGCUUUCGAAGGUCGUAAGAAGAAAGGGAAAGGUUACGGUGCCCUACUUCUAGGAGCCCUUGUAGUGGGAGCAAUGAUGGCACAGCUGGCGUACGGUAAAAUCGCGUUCCUUGCCGGCACGGCGCUGCUCACAGCGAAGAUCGCGUUGGUCCUGAGCGCCAUCAUCGGUUUGAAGAAAUUAGUGUCGGGUCACGGUGGCGGGGGUCACGAGGUGAUCUACGCGACAGGAUCCGAACACCAUGGAAGCUACGGCGGUGGAUACGGCGGCGGCGGCGGUGGAUGGCAGAGGACUAUCGACGGUGUUCCACCCACUUGAAUUGAACGAACGAUUCGCGUAAAGAUCGUUUGACAGAACAUUUAACUUGCCGCGUUAAUUUAUUGUAUAUUUAGCGUAAGAGCCGUGCGAAGGAUAGAGGUACCUUUCCAACAUUUGUACGUGUACAAUAAAAUCCGAGGAUCAGUAAUUGUAUCGUAUACCAUAACGGGUAGAUCGCGCGGGACGAGCAAUGUGUGACGAGGCUAUCGCGGUAUUUAUUUAUUAAAGACGUGCUCUUUUAGUCUAGUUAGUCGUAGUCGGGUAGUUAUUUUAUAUGACUGCUAUGCUGUACCAAAAAUUAAUAUUUAUUUUGUUGUACGCACCGCAGGGUGUUCUUGUAUGUAUAUUGUGUAAAAUAUUGUCCACCGGUGAAUAAAGAUUGUUCGUGAAACCACGUUA